UGGAUUGAGAUGGGUGUGAAGGAUCUAUGGAAGGUCUUGUGCCCUGUGGCACAGAAGUCUGUCCCUGUGAAAUCUUUGGCAGGAAAAACCCUGGCAGUAGACCUCAGUGGAUGGAUUGUGGAAUUUAGAAGUAAUCAGACUGUUCCACACCUGUAUCUCAGGACGUUAUACCAGAGAACAACUCGGCUGAUGAAGGCUUGAGUUAAGUUGGUCUUUAUUGCUGAUGGGGUAGCUCCCGAAUGUAAGAGAGAGACAAUAUUAGCUCGCAAUAAAGAUGGACUUGGAUCCAGCAAGAUACACAGACAGGGUUUUAAUUCAAUUGCUGAAAAGUGUUUUGGUGUGUUAGAAUGCCUUGGGAUGCCUUGCAUUCAGGCACCUGGGGAAGCUGAGGCAUACUGUGCCUGGUUAAACAACAAUGGAAAAGUUGAUGGUGUCCUCACUGAAGAUGCAGAUGCAUUUCUUUAUGGAGGCCAAGUUAUAUACAAAAAUUUAGAUGUAUUAAACAAGCAUGAAUAUGUAGUUGAUAUCUAUGACAUGAGAGAUAUUGAAAAUAAACUUGAGCUGACAAGGGAGACGUUGGUUGCUAUGGCAAUGCUGGUUGGCUGUGAUUAUGACAAAGGAGUGCGAGAUAUUGGAACAGAGAAAGCUCAGGAAUUGUUUAGAGAAAUCAACCGCAAUCAGCUAGAUCCAUUAACAAGGGUAACAGGUUGGAGAACAAAUAAUGAACUGGAGAGGUUGUCAACAUCAACAGAAAAAAGAGAGGCUCACUGUAAACAAUGUCAGCACAAAGGGACAAAGAUCCAACAUGAGAAAGAGGGAUGCAUUGAUUGUAGUUCAAACAUACCAUGUGAUCAAAGUUCAAAAGUCAAAUGUUCCUGUGGAGGUGUAUUUCAUGAGAAAGAAAAAUAUAGACUGGAACUGAGAUAUUAUAAAAAAAGCAGGAAGAAUCAAUCUUUUCCAAACAUAAAGGUGGUUAAUGAGUUUCUUCAUGCCAAUGAUGAUUUGAGAGAGACUAGCUUUGAAUGGAAAAGAAUAAAUAUUACCAAAUUGAAAAUUCAAGUUCCUUGGGUGGCUUAUGAAAAUAUAGCAGAACUUCUUGUGCAGCUGAAAAUGAUAGGUUUAUCCAGCUUCAUGGAUGCAGAAUCAAUGAUUCGGCCUCUGAGAGUAUUAAAGGAAUGCCAACAGAAUUUUGUGAAGUGUUUUAAAGUCCAGUGGACCAAACUUGAUGUUGACAGCAAGUCAUCAGAUGAUUGUUAUAUAUUUAUUGUUGAUCAAGAACCCUUUAAGAAGUUGUACAAAAGUGAAGUAUUGAAGUAUCAGGCAGAAAUAGAAGAAGAAAGCAAAAGUAAAGAGAAAGAAAAACAGAUUAGAAGAGGCAAGAAAAGAAAGGAUACCACGAGUGGAAAAUCCUCAUUAAUGACAGAUUUCUUUAAAGUGAAGAAAAAAUCAUCACCACCCCCACCAGAAGAAGUCAACCAUGAACGUACAUAAAAAUUCAAGAAGAAAUUGUAAUUGAAGAGGUCAACAUGAACCUACAUAAAAAUUAUAGAAGAAAUUGUAAUUGAAGAGGUCAACCAUGAACCUACUCCUACGCAAUGAUUUAAGAAAUAACAUCACCAACUCUAUCAGAGGUUGUCACAUGGUAAUACUUAAGUCAACUAUGAAACUACACAACAAUUAAAGAAUAAAUCCUCACCACACCAACCAGAAGUUGUCACACUAUAUUGGAUCAAGUCAACCAUGAGCGAGAAAGAAAUAAACAGAAUCACCUUCACCAGAAAUAAUAACUAAGUCAACCAUGAAACUACACAUUGAUUUAAGAAAUAAAAAUCAUCACCACACCUCAGAAUUUGUCACAUUGAAAUGGAUCAUCAACUAUGAACCAACACAAUAAUUAAAACUUGUUAUAUAUAAACUCAACUUUAAUAUUUGACAUAAAGUCGAUUGUUAUUCAUAAUGAUGUGAUUAUAUUUGACUGUAAAAUGUGACUAUAUACAUGUUAUUUUCCUUUGCAGUCAUCUGGCAAACUUCUACAUGUAUAUACAUUUUCACAAAGAACUGAGAAUAUUAAACCAUUCAAAUUCACCAGAAAUGUUACUCACAAGAAAUUGAUGAAUUUCAUUAAUUACAUGUACAAUUGUAUAAUUUAUUAUAAUAGCUGUUACAGUCUGCAAAAAAAGGGAAACAUUUUUUUUUUCAUUUAUUAUAAAAUUUUUAUAUUCAGUAUCUUAAAAAAAUGCGCUUUUUUUCAACAAAAUUAUGUAUUCUUAUAAGAAAAAUAAAUAAUACUUGCUUCCCUUACUAGAACAC
Saccostrea echinata is the source of this 2310-nucleotide messenger RNA. Its product is annotated as flap endonuclease GEN homolog 1-like. Lineage: Eukaryota; Metazoa; Mollusca; Bivalvia; Ostreida; Ostreidae. The transcript is spliced from 11 exons. Gene Ontology annotation, molecular function: 5'-flap endonuclease activity; four-way junction DNA binding. The record is from RefSeq and is a predicted model, not a curated record.